AUGUGUUUUUCAGAAAAGCCACAACUAAAAGAUGUGGAUUUGCAGAAAUGCCGAGAACAUCUGAAGAAACUUGUUUUAGGAUUGGACCCUAAACUGAUCUUACAAAUCGAGAGUAAAAGGAAGGAAAACUGUCUUCCUCGAAGAUCACCAAGACUACUGGAGCGCCAGAAGAACUCUGACAACGCGGUGAAAGAGAACUGCCAACAUGACCAAGGUUCAAGUGUGAUAGUUCCAUUGUCUAGAAAUUUGAAUGAGCACCUUGAGUUAUUGAACCAAAAUAUAAGCAGCUUUUUACGAGCUUCGGAGAGAAAUUCGAAAGAUCUUCUAGAAGUACAGAACAGCCUUUAUGAACUGCUCAAACGCGAAGUAAAGAACCGCCUGUUAGAUGUUGCAAGCGCAGUCCGAAUACGCACAACACAAGCAUGCGUGGAUAUAUUUUCAAGACAAGAGCUAGUACAAGUAAUACUACUUUUCACCACGGGCAGCAUAUGUUACCAGCAAGUAGAAAGUCCAGCUCCCCGUACACCGCAAGUUGUCUGUCAUAUUUUUUUCUAAAAGUAGGACCAGCCCGAAUAAUGACUGGACUGUACAUGUGGUUGGACAACGAAGUGCAUAUGCUGUGCGUUGAACCAGGGUCUUUAACCAACGUCUGUAUUCAGGCUCCUCUGCAUAUCCUUCUUGGAUAACUGCUGCAUCCAGCGCAGUUGUUUCAUUUCGCAGUCAAAUGCAUUCAUGAUUCAAUUGGGUUCAUCCGUAAUCCAAUCAAGUACAACCUUAAUAAAAACCAGUAUAUUUCAUAACACUUCCAAGUUGAAUCCACGUGAUGGUGCAUGAUAGUAAGCGCGUUUGAAUCAUCGUGUCUAGCCUUCAUCAUUCAGUAGAAUAUGAAAUACACACCCAAUUAUAUGUACUCUACAUGCG
Messenger RNA from Dicrocoelium dendriticum, 921 nucleotides. The record is from the annotation of a GenBank genome assembly. NCBI's taxonomy places the organism in Eukaryota, Metazoa, Platyhelminthes, Trematoda, Plagiorchiida, Dicrocoeliidae.